Molecule: messenger RNA, 1360 nt
Organism: Cercospora beticola
Lineage: Eukaryota; Fungi; Ascomycota; Dothideomycetes; Mycosphaerellales; Mycosphaerellaceae
Product: CaiB/BaiF CoA transferase family protein
Molecular function (GO): catalytic activity
Source: RefSeq, a predicted model, not a curated record
AUGAGUUUCAACAGGAAUCCAGUCUAUGUCGAUGGAGGAGCGAGUGCGCUGGGGAAUACACCUCCGCUUGCGGGACUGCGUGUUCUGGAAUUUGCUGGGUUGGCUCCAGGUCCCUACGCUGGCAUGCUAUGCGCAGACUACGGCGCCGAAGUCCUUCGCGUUGAUCGCGCUCACCCCAAAGCUCACGGAUCUAGCUCAGACGAUGUUCCACCUCCGACGUCCGACCAGCUCACGAGACGCAAAGCUUCCAUAGCUGUGAAUACCAAAACCGCGCAAGGUAUCGCUCUGAUCAAAGACUUGGUCAAGUUUGUCGAUGUUGUGAUCGAUCCCUUCCGACCGGGUGUUCUUGAGAAGAUGGGUCUUGGACCACAGGACGUGCUGUUGAGGAUCAACCCCGGCCUCAUUGUAGCUCGUAUGACGGGUUUCCGACGAGAUGGGAAAUACAAAGAUAUGGCUGGGCAUGAUAUUAACUACAUUGCUGUUUCGGGUGUGCUGAGCAUGCUCGGUCGAGCAGGUGACAAGCCAUAUCCUCCUGCCAACAUCGUGGGUGAUUUCGCUGGAGGAGGUGCAGUGUGCUUCAUGGGCAUUCUCCUCGCUCUGUUGAGCAAAGAGAGGACAGGACAGGGGCAGGUUGUGGAGGCAAAUAUGGUCGAUGGAUCAGCACACCUGGCCAGCAUGCCGAGAUUCGGAACAAAGACUCCAAUGUGGGAUGCAGCCAGAGGUACAAACACACUCGAUGGAGGUGCGCCGUACUAUACAACUUAUGAGACGAAGGAUGGUGGUUAUAUGGCUGUUGGAGCUCUAGAACCGCAGUUCUUUGCCGCGCUUCUGAAGGGCUUGCAGAUCGAUCCAGCCAAAACCAGCUGGGUCAAGGACCGGCUAGACAAGAAGACCUGGAAGACACAAGCGAAGACAUAUGAGAAGAUCUUCAAGCAGAAGACGCGAGCGGAAUGGGAGGCAAUCUUUGAUGGUACCGACGCCUGCGUCACUCCGGUGAAAACGCAACAAGAGCUUGAGAAGGAGGGUUUCGACCAGCGACCGAUUGUGACUCUAAAGUCUUCCCCGGGGUUCGCAAUCCAUGAGGCGGAUGCAGAUGGACGCGAUCCAGCAACUGGUCAAGGUAUUGGUGUCGAAGACAGUGGUUGGGCAAGCGCUGGCAUGCAUCCUGGUGAAGGAGGUGAGGAAGUCUUAGGCAAAUGGAUGGGUUGGGACCGUGGUAGAGAUUUCGACGUGAUUGAUGGCGGUCUGGAGUUGAGGCGCGGACUCAAGGCAAGGAUGUGAAAUAUGAGGGAGUGUCGCGCUUGUCGUACCGGGCUAGAUCAUCCUUCAGCGUCGUCGGACUCCGACCGCAAACAUGCAG